ACACGGACCGUACUUGGCCAAAUCGGCAGUCAGUUGUAUUUGAUGGCCGACCAGGCCAUAACGUGGUUUCCUAGUAGGAGAAAAUAUUAUUAAAUAACCAACGUGCCAUAACAACUAAAUAAACAACCAAUGCUAGUUCCUUGCUGAAGCUUGUCGUAUUUUUUAGUUGACAUAUAUGCAGCUGAGACCAAGUGGAUAACAAGCUGCAGCUGAUUCGAGGAAUGCCCAGCGUCAUUUACUGCGAAUCGAGCAAUUUGGAUCAUCGAAUUUUUAACUGCAUUCAUUAGAUUUUCAAGCUGAAAUUACACUGGAUUAAUCGUAAGUCCGGGAAAUCGAGUUGAACUAGGCCAUUGUGGACAUUGCGUGCCACGUUCGAACUUUUGGCGAUAAGCCCCUUCUCGAUAAGCUUUAUCAUCCCCACGAAGCCAAUUCGUUAAUCGUCGACGGCGGAGCAUAAGUCAAUAUUCAAAGUGGAUCAUGGGCGCCCAAAGUAAACUGGCCGAGAUAGCCUUGAACUGCACCUGCUAUGAGUAUCACCAUCCGUGGACAAAGAGCUGUGCCUGCGCUGCGGCAGGAAUGAUGAUCUCUGAGAUCCCUCCCAGUCUGCGCACCUACGCCACUGUAUACGUGUUUGCUCUAAUCAUGCGAGGACGCAUUCCAUCGCUGAAGGAUCUGAGACGCACUGCAUCUGGAAUCCUACAGUCGACAGCGUUUCUUUCGAUGAAUGGAGGCCUCUUUGUCUUUGCCGUGUGCUACUUGCGACAGAUCUUGGGAGGAUUCUACUUCGGCACAGUUGCUUGGCUGCCCUCGUUUUUGGCCAGCUUUGCAUGUCUUGCCUUCGAGCGUCCGGAACGCCGUGCUCCUCUCGCAUUGUAUGUGGCCAAUGUGGGUAUCGAAACGCUGUGGAAGAUGAUGGAGGCACGAGGCUGGGUUCGAUCCAUUCCUAAUGGACAGGUGUUCAUCAUGGGUGCAAGUGUGACCGCCUUGAUGUAUUUAUAUCGCGCCGGAUUGCACAAGACAGUGGCCAAGGAUCCGACGUUCAAGGCUAUUGCCCUGAUCGUGGGCAAAGAGGACGAGGGUCCACUGAAGACACCGGUGGUCACCACCACGCAAAGCUCUCGCCAGGCUCCCCUCAACUUCCAAAGCAUUUCAGCCUACGUACAGCUCUAUGACCGCAUGCUGAAGGCCAAACAUCCAAGUUGUCCCCACAAGAGGGGCUGUGUUCCCUACGCCCUUAUUGGAGGACUAAAGCCAUUCCUGGGCGGUGUUGGCCUAUCGGUGGGUCUAAAGCUGCUGCUCAACAUUCCCAAGAUCUUUAAGUCUAAGAUGCAGUGGCGCAAGCACAUCUUCAACGGGGGAUCCUUGCAGUUGGGAUUGGCGCUGGGCAUCUUCUCAUUUCUUUUCAAGUCGACUACCUGCGGACUGCGUCACACGUUUGGUUUCGACAAUGCUCUCUUCGCCAUUCCGGCUGGCCUCAUCGGAUCGAUUGGCUUCUUCCGUUUCCCGAACACCACGGUGGCCUGUUAUCUAAUGUGGAAGUCCAUGCAUCUGCUCUACAACUGGGGCAUCGCGGAGGGCAAGUUGCCCGAGGUGCCGCACUUUGCGAUGCUCAUGUACGGAUUCUUCACGGCCGUGCUCUUCCACUCGGCAAUCCUGGAGGCUCGUUCCCUGCGGCCCAGCUACUACAAGUUCCUCAUGGGCAUCUCCGGAAAUCGCAUCAGUCGCUUUAAUGUGAAGCCCUUCGAGGCUUACGGACUGAAGAGCCAGGACCAGAUCAACUAUGUGAUCAAGAAACUGGGCAUCGACAUGACCUCACCCUUCCCCCUUUACGCCCUGACUGUCUAGAUGGGUUUCCCCCAUAACUUCGCAUACCUACUGUACAGUAAAAAAAAAAAACAGAAACAAUAAAUGUGUAACACAACGAUGCAGCAAAACUUUAAAUUAAAUGCGCGACGCAGAAUGGCCAUUAAGGACUUUUAAGUGAGGAGCCGCAGAGUGGGCCAACAUCAAUCACGGAGACAACAAGCCGCUGGCACCCUUAAAGCCCCCCUUAAAGCCCCCUCGAAAAAAACCCGUCUCCGUCCCCGAGCCACUGCCUCACCGCUGUGACAACUCUAGACGGCGGCUCCGCGCCGCUCAAUUAUUUACAUUUAUAUGUCAUAUAAAUUUAUUGCCCACCAUAACUCAGCCGGCCCAAAAGCGAACUGGGAUGAGCGGAGAGUUGAGCUGAGACAGACCAACUCGAGAUACCCGAAAUGCAGCUACAAAAUCACUAAAAAUAAAAAUAAUAAUAAAGCACGGAGCCAAAUGAGUAAAAGUGCACAACUUGUUUCAAGAACUACGAAACUGGGGAUACCCUGAAGUCGUUGCAACUCAAUGGGGAAAAGUUUUAUUUCGGUUGAUGUCUGUGGGAUUGGUAACUGGCUUUAUACAGAAAUCGGAAUUUAUACAAAUAUAACACAUU
Drosophila melanogaster (fruit fly) is the source of this 2464-nucleotide messenger RNA. RefSeq lists its product as uncharacterized. Gene Ontology annotation, cellular component: endomembrane system. Lineage: Eukaryota; Metazoa; Arthropoda; Insecta; Diptera; Drosophilidae. The record is from RefSeq and is marked reviewed. The transcript is spliced from 3 exons. The coding region runs from base 478 to 1845 and encodes 455 amino acids.